Solea senegalensis (Senegalese sole) is the source of this 1063-nucleotide messenger RNA. RefSeq lists its product as uncharacterized. The transcript has 5 exons. NCBI's taxonomy places the organism in Eukaryota, Metazoa, Chordata, Actinopteri, Pleuronectiformes, Soleidae. The record is from RefSeq and is a predicted model, not a curated record. Bases 41 to 1006 code for a protein of 321 amino acids.
GAAGAACAAGCAGAAGAAGACGCAGAAGAAGAAGAAGAAGAUGGUUCUGCUCCGAGCAGCUGCUCUGUGCUGUCUGUGUUCAGCGCUGGUUGCCAUGGCAGCAGAGCUGAUCCAGGAGCAGCUGUCAUUGACCAGAAGAGUUGGUGAAACUGCUUCUUUCAGCUGUGGAGGACUUGACCUGUGUGGCACUAAUGGGGUCUGGUACCAGAAGAAAGAGACAGAAACUUUCAGAGUGAUUCUGCGUAUAAAUAGAAACAAUGGUGGCAUUUAUUCUGGUUACAAUCAUCCUCAGAUUAAAGACUUCACAGCUGCGAUGAAAAACAACAAGAAGAUCUGUGAACUGAAGAUAAACAAAGUUCAAUCCUCUCACUCAGCCUCAUAUUACUGCUCCUGUUAUGAUUCCCACAGUGAGAAAAGUUUCCUGAUCUUUGGCUCUGGAACUAAACUUUAUGUAACAGAUGACCCGGUGGUGGCGCCAGUGUUGACCGUGUACCCAGCAGUGUCCCUGGAGGGGCGGAGCUCCCUGGAGGGGCGGAGCUCCCUGCUGUGCGUGGCCUCGGCCAUGUCUCCUCCUCCGGUCCAGUUCUUCUGGAAGAGACAGAGGAAGGAGGGCGGUCGUCAGGAGGAGCUGCCCCCUGCUGAGGAGGGAGAGCAACUGCAGCUCAGAGAGUCGGGACGCGUCACUAACAUCAGGCUGGUCCGUCAUGACGCUCUGUACGCGUAUAAAUAUCGCUGCUACGUCAGACACGAGGGAGGAACAGUGGAAGCUCAGGUAGAACAAGAAGUUUCUGCUCUUCCUCCACCGUCUUCUCCUCCACCGUCUUCUCCUCCACCGUCUUCUCCUCCACCAUCUUCUCCUCCAACAUCUUCUCCUCCACCAUCUCAGUUCCAGGUCCGGUUGCUGGUUCUGUUCUACUCACUGCUCAUCCUGAAGAGUCUGGUUUUCAGCUCUGGACUCUUUGUGAUCACAGUCCUCACAAACCAGAGAAGGUCCAAACAUGGCUGACUGAUCUUCUUCUCUUCUCACCAUCAUGACGUCACACACACACACACACACACACGC